Messenger RNA from Solea solea (common sole), 1022 nucleotides. RefSeq names its product carbonyl reductase 4 (gene cbr4). NCBI's taxonomy places the organism in Eukaryota, Metazoa, Chordata, Actinopteri, Pleuronectiformes, Soleidae. The coding region runs from base 132 to 854 and encodes 240 amino acids. Gene Ontology annotation, molecular function: oxidoreductase activity, acting on the CH-OH group of donors, NAD or NADP as acceptor; quinone binding. The record is from RefSeq and is a predicted model, not a curated record. The transcript has 7 exons. Gene Ontology annotation, biological process: fatty acid biosynthetic process.
CAACAUGGAGGAGAAACCAACAUGGCGUCCGUGAGCAGAGCUAACUCUCCGCUGUCUUUCUGACUUAUUUUCUUCUUAAAUGAAUCAUUGACACAGAAACGCGCUCCGUUUAACUGAAGAGUAAAGUCGUCAUGGCCGUGUCCAGGCUGGCGGUGGUGUGUGGGGGCUCCAGGGGCAUCGGGGGGGCCGUGUCCCGGCUCCUGGCUCAGAGAGGCUGCAGAGUCGCUGUGGUGUCCAGGAAUGAAGACGCUGCCCGGGACACUGCGGCGUCUCUUCACGGAGACGAUCAUGUGGCUUUCAGCUGUGACGUGUCCAGAGAAGACGAGGUGCAGAAAACCUUCAAAUGCAUCCAGAAAACCUGUGGAAACAUCUCCUACCUGGUGAACGCAGCUGGUAUCAACAGAGACGCUCUGCUGUUCAGAACCAAACGUGAGGGCAUGCUGGAGCUGCUUCACACCAACGUGCUGGGCACCAUGCUGACCUGCAGGGCGGCGCUGCGCACCAUGCUGCACACUGAGGGAGCAGCCAUCGUCAACAUAGGCUCAGUCGUGGGUCUGAAGGGGAAUGUGGGUCAGACCGUGUACAGUGCCAGUAAAUCGGCUCUCGAGGGGUUCACGCGGUCUUUGGCUAAAGAAGUGUCGUCACGUGGCGUCAGUGUUAAUCUGGUGGCUCCAGGUUUUAUCCACACCGCCAUGACGGCGGCACUGAGGGAGGAGGACGGCGUUGGCUCGGUUCCUCUGCGGAGGUUCGGUGAACCGGAGGACGUCGCCUCUGCUGUGCUUUUCCUCCUGGAGUCGUCCUAUGUCACGGGACAGGUGCUGGUCGUGGACGGAGGCCUGCAGCUUGCCAUGUAAGGGGGCGGGGCCUAACCUGCCUGUGGCAGAAGAUUUGUGGGGAUGGGACGCCGAUGACGCGACACUCCAUUCUCACAGGAUGUCCCUCAGCCACGCUGGUGUUCUGCAGCUUCUCCACAAACGUCGGCACCUUGUGCAUUUCUUUGGCUGUGGAGAGAAGGGGCGGAG